AUGCGCCUGAACUCCAUUCUUGUCGUGGUUGUGGCCACUUUCGUCGUGAGUUGCGACCCCGCCACUGCUGCCGAGCGGUCGGAACAUACCCAGCUCUCGACCCUUACGUCGGUCAACGCCGCCCCUAUGAAGAACGCGCGGUUCCUGAGAAGCGCCAGGACGGAGGAAGAGGAAAACGAGGAAGAGAGAAAAAUCCCCAGCUACCUCACCCACCCCCUACUCGCCCCGGAGAAGCAAGUGGUGGCGGCUGCGAAAGCUGCGGAGAAGGCGACCAAACUGACGAAGUAUGAUGACGAAAUUCUGACCAACCUCAUGAAAAUCGACGGCGGGAUGAGUAGGUUUAUGCGGUGGCAGAAGAAAGAAUUCACGCUUGCCAUUGCGAAGAAGAUUUUGACGGAGUCGAAGGUCAGGCCAAACGGCCCGGAGUGGCAGACGUACUACCAGUACUUGGCUGCGAUCUUGAGGCAGAACCACAAGGUUAACUAA
Messenger RNA from Phytophthora sojae, 486 nucleotides. It is a transcript of the gene Avh1b-102, whose product is annotated as Avr1b-1 avirulence-like protein. NCBI's taxonomy places the organism in Eukaryota, Oomycota, Peronosporomycetes, Peronosporales, Peronosporaceae. The record is from RefSeq and is a predicted model, not a curated record. Bases 1 to 486 code for a protein of 161 amino acids. The transcript has a single exon.